AUGCCACGGCUUCAUGAAACUCUGUCCACUCUUUGGCUUCUGCUGUGUGUUGGUGUGCAGAGUCAGUCUGAAAGCAAGGAUAAAUGCAUUUAUCAAGGAGAUGAGGGAAAUCAAAGAUUUUACCAGGGUGGAGAUGUUGUUUUGGGAGGACUUUUCCCUUUGCAUUCCAGCCCUACAUCAUCAGUUUCUUCUUUCAGGACUGAACCUAAGCCAACCAAGUAUAAAUUCUUCACUUCUCGAGCCAUGAGGUGGAUGCAGACGAUGAUCUUUGCUGUAAAUGAAAUAAAUCAGCGACAAGACCUUUUGCCAAACCUAUCUUUGGGCUACCACAUCAGAGACAGCUGUGAUGACAUACCUGUAUCUUUGAAAAUGUCUCUUCUCCUGGUCAAUGGACAGCCUGAGAGGGGCAGUGGACAAGGCUGUGAAGACACACAAAAGCAGCCCUGCCCUGUAAUAGUGGGAGAUGCUGGAUCAGGAGUGUCCAUGGCUGUUCAGAGAACUCUAGGCCCCUUCAAAAUGCCUUUGGUGAGCUACUUUGCUUCAUGUUCCUGUCUCAGCAAUAAGAGAGAGUUCCCUGCAUUCAUGCGGACAAUGCCAAGUGAUGCAUUUCAGAUUAAGGCUUUGGUAAAGCUUGUCCAUUAUUUUCAGUGGACAUGGGUUGGAGUUAUCGGUGUGGAUUCAGACUAUGCCCGUUUUGCUAUCCAGCUCUUCCUCAAAGAGUCUGAACGAUUUAAUAUUUGUACUGCUUACGUCCACUUUUAUCCUGUUGCACUGAUCCAAGAUGCAGUGGAGGAGCUUGUGAACAUUUUAAGAACCUCUUCUGCCACAGUCAUACUAAACUUUUCUGGGGAAUCAGAACUGCAUAGUAUCCUAAAAGAGUGCAGACACCAAAAUGUUACACAUCUUCAGUGGAUUGCCAGUGAGGCCUGGGCCACAUCAAAAGCCCUCUGGGAGGAUUUUGGCGAUCUAUUAAAGGGAACAUUGGGAUUUGCCAUCCGGAGGGCAGAUAUUCCAAAUCUUGGUAGUUACCUCAAAAGAGUAAAUGUUUCACUUGCUCACAUGUCCCAUUUUCUCUAUGAAUUUUGGGAAGAGAUUUUCCAUUGUCGGCUUAAUGGGUCUUUAAAUACUCAUGUACAUGGAGAAAUGGCACAGAACUGGCCACCUUGCAAUGGUAGCGAGAGCCUGAAUGAUGUGUACACUCCUUAUUCAGAUGUGUCACAACUCAGAGUCUCCUAUAAUGUUUACAAGGCUGUGUAUCUUAUAGCACAUGCACUACAUGACAUGAGCACAUGUGUACCAGGAGAGGGCCCCUUUCAGAAUGCGACAUGUGGGAGUCUGAAUCCAAUUCUGCCUUGGCAGCUCCUGCACUACAUGAAACGUACAAACUUCACAACAUUAGGGGAAGAGGUCCGAUUUGAUGAAAAUGGUGACCCCAUUGCAUCCUAUGACCUGAUGAAUUUGCAAAGAGGGUCUGACGGCUCCCUUCAGCUAGUAAGGGUGGGUUUCUAUGAUGCCUCCUUAGAAGAGGACAAGGACCUUGUAAUAGAUGAGCCAGUAAUUAUGUGGCAUAAAGGAGAAAAGGCACCAGAGUCAUUGUGCAGUAGAAGCUGCCUGCCAGGCUCCAGGAAGGCCAGGCAAAAAGGAAAGCCUGUCUGCUGCUUUGACUGCAUACCAUGUGCUGAAGGAGAGAUCAGUAAUCAGACAGACUCAAUUGAUUGCCUGGUAUGUUCAAAGGACACAUGGCCAAACCAAGCCCAAAACCAGUGCAUUCCCAAAACUUUAGAGUUUUUAUCCUAUCAGGAGCCUUUGGGAAUAAUUCUUUGGACAUUUUCAGCAUUCGGAGCCUUUGCAACAUUGGCAGUGCUUGGUGUGUUUAUAAUAUACAGGAAGACACCAGUCAUACGAGGGAACAAUAUAGAGCUAAGUUUCCUUCUCCUCCUGUUCCUCUGUGCAUGCUUCCUGAUUGGUCUGACAUUUAUAGGAAAACCCACUGAUGGGCUAUGCCGGAUUCGGUAUCCAGCCUUUGGAAUCAGCUUUGCUCUCUGUAUCUCAUGUAUCCUGGCAAAAACUGUGGUAGUUUUAAUGGCUUUUAGGGCCACACUCCCUGGCAGUAAUGUAAUGAAGUGGUUUGGCCCUGUUAAACAAAGAUCAAGUGUGAUCCUGUGCACUUGUGUGCAAGCCCUAAUUUGCAUCAUAUGGUUGACAACCAAGCCACCCUUUGCUUCCUAUAACAGCAAAUUCAUGAGUGCAACAUUAAUUGUUGAAUGUGCUGUAGGAUCUGAAGUUGGAUUUUGGUGUGUGCAAGGGUAUAUUGGCUUCCUAGCUUGCUUGUGUUUCCUAAUGGCCUUUUUAGCAAGAAAACUACCAGAUAACUUCAAUGAGGCUAAACACAUCACAUUCAGCAUGCUAAUAUUUUUUGCUGUGUGGAUUACUUUCAUUCCAGUUUAUGCGAGCACCCGUGGAAAGUAUAUGGUUGCUGUCCAUGUGUUCGCUAUUCUAGCCUCUGCCUUUGGUCUCUUGCUGUGUAUAUUUGCUCCUAAAUGUUACAUUGUACUACUGAAACCCGAACAAAAUGACAAAAAGCAUAUGAUGAAAAAAUAG
This is a messenger RNA of Myxocyprinus asiaticus (Chinese sucker), 2601 nucleotides long. Its product is annotated as extracellular calcium-sensing receptor-like. The transcript has 6 exons. Gene Ontology annotation, biological process: G protein-coupled receptor signaling pathway. Bases 1 to 2601 code for a protein of 866 amino acids. NCBI's taxonomy places the organism in Eukaryota, Metazoa, Chordata, Actinopteri, Cypriniformes, Catostomidae. Gene Ontology annotation, molecular function: G protein-coupled receptor activity. Gene Ontology annotation, cellular component: membrane. The record is from RefSeq and is a predicted model, not a curated record.